AAAAUAAAAAAAUUCCAACUCGAUUAUUAUGGUCGUCUCGUCCUGACCGCUAUUUCAAUUUUAUUGCUAUUGUGCCCAAAAAAAUGCAACUCUACUAAGUUGCAUUUCAACACUUUUCAACACUGUUUAACAUUCUGACAGCAGAGAGCAGUGACAGCAAAGGCAGCGCCAGCAGCAACCAUCAGUUUUCAACUGACAAUUUAUUCGUGUUGCAUUGCAGUGGUAAAAGUGAUAAAACGUUGUGGAAAAAUAUGCAAAUUAUAAUUGCAUCCAGGGAAAUUUUCAUACAAUUUAUCAAAAAUAUAUCAAAUUCAAAUGAUAUUGAUUUGUUGAAAUUGUGAUAGCGUAACGAAAUCGUUUUUACACAUCGGUAGAUGAAGCUGUUCUGAACAGCUGUCUGUUUAAGAAAAGAAGAUUUGCGGUCGCGUUGGUGUUGAAAUUGCUCACUGCAUGCCAUUAAGUAGAAUAAAGGUUGUGUGUUUGUGUUUAUUUUUGGAUAAAUUUAAUACAUUUGUGCUGGUCGUACUAGUUAAUAAUAAAUAAAACGGGAUUCGAAUUAGCGGACGUAAAGAAAAAUAUAAUAGUUAAACCGUAAAUAAGAUUGCCGGUGGACUGAAAGCUUGAUUCUAAUACGUUUGUAAGCAAUCACCUGCAACCUUUAGAAAAAAAGAAAGAAAAAAAAAGAAAAAAACAAGCACUAUCACCGAUAUUUGGGGCAAAGAAUAGUUUAAUUAACUUAAGACCUCGGUAUUAACGGCAUCGCAUUGGAUAACUUUUAUUUGAGAAUGGAUCCUUCGCGCGGUGACUCGCGCUAUAAUCUCAACUACUCGAUGAGUAGUAUUGGGCUUACAUUGGCCGACCAAGCCGACAUGUACGGUAAUCCGCCUGCCGUGGCGGUGCUUAGUGGGCGGCCGCCAAGUGCUGGCCUUCUACAGAGUAUGAGUGGCGGCGCGAGUGGCGUAGGUCUAGGUUCUCGUACCGCGGGUGGCCUUAUGUCGGGCUCUCCGCAAUGCCAGUCUUUAACAAAUAGUGGCGGCAGUCAUGGCCAGCAUGGCCAGCAGCGUGGCAUGAAACGUGCCGGCUCCGAUUGUUACGACGAUCAUCAUCGUUCAGCUGGCGCGGGUAUGAGCUCAUUGCAAGCGCUUGAAAAUUGUGGCGCCAGUGGACAACAUAGUGCCCAGCAACAGCAACAACAACAACAGCAAUCACAACAACAAUCAACUGGUGGCACUGGUGUCUCGGAUGUGAUCGAUGACAGCUACAAUUCAUUGCAAAAUAAAAAAUCACCGCCAGCCAAUGGCAAAAAGACCAAAGGCCGUGUCAAGAUCAAAAUGGAAUACAUCGACAAUAAACUACGCCGUUACACAACAUUUUCAAAGCGGAAAACGGGCAUAAUGAAAAAGGCAUAUGAACUGUCCACCUUGACGGGAACCCAAGUAAUGCUGUUAGUUGCCUCGGAAACAGGACAUGUUUAUACGUUUGCGACGCGUAAACUUCAACCUAUGAUUACAUCAGAAGCUGGUAAGCAGCUCAUUCAAACGUGUCUGAAUUCACCAGAUCCGCCCAGCGUCGGUGGCGGCGAUCAGCGUAUGUCUGCGACUGGAUUCGAAGAAACCGAACUCAGUUACAACAUUGCCGAUGAGGAUUCAAAAGUAAGACAAUUAAUUUAUGGUCAUCAUGGUCACGCUCAUCUCGGUCAUCCGCAAGCCCCUGCCUCGCAUUACGGUCUAGAUCAAAGUAUAAUGCAAUCGCCAUAUAGCGGCGGUCAACCGUCACCAUUAUCCCAUUCGCAGGCGUAUGCAGCACAUGGGCAUCCUCAUCAUUCCCAUGUGCCGCAUGUACCUCAUUCCACACACUCUCAUAUGUCCCAUACGCAUACGCAGCGGUAAGAUACAUGCAUAAAUACACAUAGAUACAUAAAUACAUACGCAUACAUAUGCACACAUACAUGCACAUGCACGCAAUAGAAAAUGUAGGCUACACCAAACUUAGGAUAAUUACGCCAGUUAGUUCAUCAACACAAGUACAUGGAAGAGCGAAUAAAACAGACAUUCCGUUCGCGCCAAUCAAGUCACUUAAUCGCAAUGACUCUGUCCUCGAAUAACUUCCAUUGAAAUGUAGUACAUUGUAGAUAUGAAAAUACGUGUAACGAUACGAUCGAUGAUCUCGGUAACAAACGCAUGUCGUCACGUCGUUUUUGUUUUUUUCUCGCAUAAAACAGAGAACAAACAAUUAGCAAACAUUUAAUUUUAUUUUUUGUUUUGUUUUAUUUGAUUAUAAAGAAAGAAAAACAACAUACAAACGUAAACACAUAGUUAGUUUUAUAUCAACCAUAGAAAAUAAUACAAUGUUACAAGCUGAACUAGUCAUUUUUUUUUU
Messenger RNA from Glossina fuscipes, 2379 nucleotides. RefSeq names its product serum response factor homolog (gene bs). Gene Ontology annotation, molecular function: DNA-binding transcription factor activity, RNA polymerase II-specific; RNA polymerase II cis-regulatory region sequence-specific DNA binding; protein dimerization activity. Lineage: Eukaryota; Metazoa; Arthropoda; Insecta; Diptera; Glossinidae. The transcript has 2 exons. The record is from RefSeq and is a predicted model, not a curated record. Gene Ontology annotation, biological process: positive regulation of transcription by RNA polymerase II. Bases 786 to 1889 code for a protein of 367 amino acids.